GUUACUCCUGUGCACACUCUCAAUCUCAGCAAAUGCCGCAGCAAGCUUAAUCAUCCUAAGCGUGACCUUGAGUGGCGUGAGCGUGAGUUACAGGUCAAUCCUGACGAUAGCUACCAGCGCAGAGCGGCCAAAAUCUACACUCAUGGCUACGAGGUCGGCCCACUACUCGAGUGUACCAGAUGCCGCAACAGUAUUGGCCCUUUUCCAAAGUGCGUUGUGGCCUAUGACGAGCAAGGAUAUAUUGCCAGGGGCUGCUGUGCCAACUGCGUCUGGUACCAUCGUACCGACGUCUGCACCUUGCGCAACCCUCUCCCAUGCGCUGCUCUCGCUGAAGCCAAACUUCCCAUGGGUCCGUGGGGGCAGGCUUGUGCCAACUACUGCUUUGGUGAACACCUU
Talaromyces proteolyticus is the source of this 396-nucleotide messenger RNA. RefSeq lists its product as uncharacterized. The transcript has a single exon. The record is from RefSeq and is a predicted model, not a curated record. Lineage: Eukaryota; Fungi; Ascomycota; Eurotiomycetes; Eurotiales; Trichocomaceae. The annotation marks the transcript as partial.